This is a messenger RNA of Cucurbita maxima (winter squash), 1956 nucleotides long. RefSeq names its product ethanolamine-phosphate cytidylyltransferase-like. Gene Ontology annotation, biological process: phosphatidylethanolamine biosynthetic process. Gene Ontology annotation, molecular function: ethanolamine-phosphate cytidylyltransferase activity. The transcript is spliced from 11 exons. Gene Ontology annotation, cellular component: cytoplasm. The coding region runs from base 273 to 1544 and encodes 423 amino acids. The record is from RefSeq and is a predicted model, not a curated record. NCBI's taxonomy places the organism in Eukaryota, Viridiplantae, Streptophyta, Magnoliopsida, Cucurbitales, Cucurbitaceae.
AUUUGUUUUACACGACCGGAGAAGCCCCGACUCCAACCGCCUAAAGAAAACGCGGAGCUUGAAGGAAUCACGUGACAGCAGCCGAAUAUUUUUGGGCGUUGUCCAUCUUGGGAAUUGCGAGCGAGAAAGAACGAACGGAGAGCCCCUUUUGGUUCGUCUAUUCUGAGCCGACAGCUCCACCCAUCAACCAAGAGGAGACACAGAAGGAGGUUGCAGGGUUUGUGUCUCCUCUUAGAAGAAAAAAGGGAAGAGGCUAGAGAAUUUAGAGGCAAAUGGGACCAAUGGAUUACGAAAGCAACAGUUGGAUAUGGGAUGGUGUAUGCUACUAUCCACAUUUGUUUGGUGGUUUAAUGCUCACAGCGGCCUUGCUUGGAUUUUCAACGAGUUAUUUCAGUGGCAUUGGUGCACCAUCUUUGCCAUUUUUCUGGUCUGAUUUUGGGAUUUUCCAGAAAAGAAAGAGUGAAAAGAAGCGCAUUCGGGUUUACAUGGAUGGCUGUUUUGAUCUCAUGCAUUUUGGUCAUGCCAAUGCGUUGAGGCAAGCUAAGGCAUUGGGAGAUGAGUUGGUGGUGGGUGUUGUAAGUGAUGAAGAGAUCAUAGCCAAUAAGGGUCCUCCAGUGUUACCAAUGGAAGAAAGGCUGGCUCUUGUAAGUGGUUUGAAGUGGGUGGAUGAAGUUAUUGCCAACGCCCCAUAUGCAAUUACAGAGCAAUUCAUGAACAGGCUCUUUAAUGAGCACAAGAUUGACUAUAUUAUUCAUGGAGAUGAUCCAUGCCUACUUCCAGAUGGGACUGAUGCCUAUGCCUUAGCUAAGAAAGCUGGUCGGUACAAGCAGAUCAAACGUACUGAAGGAGUGUCCAGCACUGAUAUCGUAGGAAGGAUACUCUCUUCCAUGAAUGAUGCUACGGAUUCUAAAAAUCAUAAUGAAACAUCCCCGAAUGGAGAUUCUAACAAGGAAAGUUCAUCCCAUGGUGCCCUUUCUCACUUUCUACCAACAUCACACCGUAUUGUACAGUUUUCAAAUGGAAGGGGGCCUGGACCAAAUGCUCAUAUUGUAUACAUUGAUGGGGCUUUUGAUCUUUUUCAUGCAGGACAUAUUGAGAUUCUCAAGAGUGCUAGGCAGCUGGGAGACUUUUUACUAGUUGGCAUACAUAAUGAUCAGACUGUGAGUAAACUCAGAGGGAAGCAAUUUCCAAUUAUGCAUUUACAUGAACGUAGUCUCGGUGUGCUGGGUUGCCAGUACGUCGAUGAGGUGAUCAUCGGUGCACCUUGGGAAAUUACGAGAGACAUGAUAACUACUUUCAAUAUAUCUUUGGUUGUGCAUGGGACUGUUGCUGAAAACAACCCUUUUGCCAGCGACGGUGAUCCAUAUGCCGUUCCAAAGAGUAUGGGAAUUUUCAAGUCGCUUGAAAGCCCUAAAAACAUUACUACUACUUCAAUAGCCAAAAGGAUAGUGGCCAAUCACGAUGCUUUUAAGAAACGCAAUGCCCAAAAAGUGGAAAGCGAGAAGAAAUAUUAUGCAGAGAAGAAAUACGUAUGUGGCGACUGAAUGUUUUUUGCUUUACAAUUUUUACUUACUACUGUUCGGCAUUAGGAAUGUGGUUGUUGGUAACUCUUGUUUCUGAAGAUCUUCAGUACAAAUUUUCCCCACGAAGAUAGGCUUAGAAUAUGGAAGGAAUUACAUCCCUUUGGAAGAAUGCUUCAGCAGAAUUUGACAUGGCAGUUAACUUCGUAAUUUCAUUGUAGGCUAUAACCUGCAGCUAGAAUAGAUAAGUUGGAUACUCAAAACUGUGAGCAACACAACGAUUUGAUAUAAUGCAUGUAAACAUCCAAAUCGUAUAGGUAUCACCUUGUGCCUUUAUUGGCAAUGAGUUUUUGUUUUCUAAAUUUUACUUUUCCUACUUUUCCAGGUAAUGUAGGUGUUGUUGUAUUGUUUGAAAGCAGUAAAAGUUAUAUUUGUU